Molecule: messenger RNA, 2105 nt
Organism: Thalassophryne amazonica
Lineage: Eukaryota; Metazoa; Chordata; Actinopteri; Batrachoidiformes; Batrachoididae
Product: 5,6-dihydroxyindole-2-carboxylic acid oxidase-like
Exons: 7
Coding region: 218-1783 (521 amino acids)
Biological process (GO): melanosome organization; melanocyte differentiation
Cellular component (GO): melanosome
Molecular function (GO): oxidoreductase activity
Source: RefSeq, a predicted model, not a curated record
GUAGUCACGCACUAAUCCGGUAUUUAUACUUGAAGCACCAAAGGUUUGGGGGUAAAGGGGCCUGGACGAGGGGAGCCAAUUGUUGAUAGAGUAUUUCUUUGAGGAUGUGCUGAAAUGGGACAUUCAUGAGUCAGGUUUAGUGUGAGAUUUGGAGGACUGGUCUCAUUUUGGAAGCUGCGCAGUGACCAAAAGUACGACUCAUCAAGCUCUUGUGGAGAUGUGGCGAUGCUGCAUUUUGGUGCUUGUGGGCGCAGUGGCUGUGAGCACUCAGUUCCCUCGAGAGUGCGUGACCCCUGAGGGACUGAGGAGCAGACAGUGCUGCCCCUCACCUUUUGGCCUGGUUAACGACUCAUGUGGCGCUAGCGAAGGACGCGGACAGUGCACAGACAUUUUGGCAGACGCACAACCACAUGGGCCUCAGUACCCGCACGAUGGGCGGGAUGAUCGCGAACGAUGGCCAAUCCGCUUCUUCAGUCGCACUUGCCGCUGUAACGGAAACUUCGGCGGUUAUAAUUGUGGUCGCUGCAGACACGGAUGGACAGGAGCCCGCUGUGACCAGCGAACAUAUGUGGUGCGGAGAAAUGUGAUCCAGCUCAGCGCGGUUGAGAGGCACGCCUUUGUGAAUGCGCUCGACCAGGCCAAGCGCACGGUGCACCCCGAUUUAGUGAUCGCCACGCGGCACUAUGCGGACAUCUUCAGCCCAGACGGAAACGCGACUCGGUUCGAGAACAUCACCAUCUACAACUACUUUGUGUGGUCUCACUAUUACUCUGUCAGCAAGACCUAUCUGGGGGCGGGGCAGGCCAGCUUUGGGGGAGUGGACUUCUCCCACGAAGGACCCGGGUUCCUUACUUGGCACCGCUUCCACCUGCUGCAGCUGGAGCGCGACAUGCAGGACAUGUUGCAAGACCCGUCCUUUGCCCUGCCCUACUGGAACUUUGCCAUAGGUGGAAGCACAUGUGACAUUUGUACAGAUGAUCUGAUGGGAGCCAGGAGCACCUUUGACAUGAAUUCCAUCAGCUCCAACUCUGUUUUCUCCCAGUGGAGGGUCGUAUGUGAGAGCGUAGACGUCUACGACACACUGGGAACUGUCUGCAACAGUACAGAGACCUCCCCAAUCAGACGGAAUCCUGCAGGAAACGUCAACAGGCCAAUGGUCCAGCGACUUCCUGAGCCCCAAGAUGUGGCGGACUGUCUGCAAGUGAACACUUUCGACACGCCGCCCUACUUCUCUACCUCCUCCGAAAGCUUCCGAAACACAGUUGAAGGCUACAGUGCCCCCCAGGGGAGCUAUGACCCUGUGUUGAGGAACCUCCACAACCUGGCUCACCUGUUCCUGAAUGGGACUGGGGGACAGAUUCACGUCUCACCCAAUGACCCCAUCUUUGUCCUGCUCCACACCUUCACUGAUGCCAUCUUUGACGAGUGGUUGAGGAGACACAGUCCAGAUCUGAGUGUGUAUCCUGAAGCAACCGCCCCCAUCGGCCACAACCGAGGCCACAACAUGGUGCCUUUCUGGCCACCGGUGACUAAUGCUGAGAUGUUUUUGGUUGCCCCUGACAACCUCGGCUACUCCUACGAGGUUGAAUGGCCUGGUCAACCUUUCACUCUGACUGAAAUCAUCACCAUGACAUUAGUUGCUGCCUUAAUUGUGGUUGCCAUCAUAUUCUCUGUCACUUCCUGCGCUGUGCGCGGCAGAUCCCGCACAGCGGACGGCCAACAGCCGCUGCUCGUGGAUCAGUACCAGCGGUACGACGAUGUUAAAAACCAAUCCGCCGUCUGAACUCAGCCUCGCCAUCGUGUUUUAUUCUUUGCAUUUACACUGAAAGAGCAAAACAACCGGAGCAUGCAACAGGGUCCAGUUCUGGGAACCUUUAUUCUCUGGAAUUCAUUUGCAUUUUAUGAGCAGAUAUACUGUAUGUAGAUGUUUAAAAGUAAAAAAAAAAAUAAAAUAACUAAUUCCGGCAACAUUCUUGUCCCACUUAAAAAAGAAAGAAGGAAGUCUUUUUUCUUAAACUUUACAAAUGUACACUUUUUUGUCACGUAAAUUUUGUCCAUUUCACACUUGAGCAAAAAUGUGUCCGAAUAAACCAACUCUUUGAAGC